Molecule: messenger RNA, 649 nt
Organism: Medicago truncatula (barrel medic)
Lineage: Eukaryota; Viridiplantae; Streptophyta; Magnoliopsida; Fabales; Fabaceae
Product: pathogenesis-related protein PR-4
Exons: 2
Coding region: 37-477 (146 amino acids)
Biological process (GO): defense response to fungus; defense response to bacterium
Molecular function (GO): RNA nuclease activity
Source: RefSeq, a predicted model, not a curated record
CACAAACCUCUACAAUGAAACACAAAAAUUGAGAAAAUGGAAAACACACAGAGAAAGUUAAGCUUGUUGGUAUUGUGUUUCCUUGUGGGAACGAUGUUAGUGAGUGGUCAGAGUGCAAACAACGUAAGGGCAACAUACAAUAAUUACAACCCUCAGAAUAUUAACUGGGACUACAACACUGCCAGUGUAUACUGUGCUACCUGGGAUGCCAACCAGCCCUUGUCAUGGCGUAGCAAAUAUGGUUGGACUGCCUUUUGUGGACCAGCUGGGCCAACAGGCAGAGAUUCUUGCGGCAAAUGCUUGACUGUGACAAAUACUGCAACUGGAGCUCAGGUAACAGUGAGAAUAGUGGACCAAUGCUCCAACGGUGGACUUGACUUAGAUGUGAAUGUCUUCAAUCAAAUUGAUACCAAUGGACAGGGCGUUCAGAAUGGUCACCUUACAGUUAACUAUAGCUUUGUUAAUUGCGGUGAUUAAUUGAUUCAUUCAGCAGUGUGAAUGAAUCACUCUUUGUAAUAAAAAUUAUAUAAGUAGUACUGCUGCUUUCUUAUAACACCAUAAAUAAAACUAAUGAGUGGUGCUACGUGUAUACUUUAAUUGGAUGAAAUUUAUGAUGAAUCUAUACUUGUUCUUCUCUUGUUGUUUACUG